Salvia miltiorrhiza (redroot sage) is the source of this 2160-nucleotide messenger RNA. Its product is annotated as peptidyl-prolyl cis-trans isomerase FKBP62-like. The transcript has 12 exons. The record is from RefSeq and is a predicted model, not a curated record. Gene Ontology annotation, molecular function: protein binding; peptidyl-prolyl cis-trans isomerase activity. Lineage: Eukaryota; Viridiplantae; Streptophyta; Magnoliopsida; Lamiales; Lamiaceae. Bases 270 to 1994 code for a protein of 574 amino acids.
AUUGCGUGCUUCUUCUUCUAGUUUAGCAAAUUCAUUCAUAAAUAAAAGGAAAUGACUAAAAAGGGCAGAAAAAUUGGAUUAGAAGCAAAUCUGGAAGGAUCCUGAGCUUUCUUCACACUCAAACUCAAUCCCACCACGCCUAAACCCUCGUAGAACUCUCUAGAACGCCUCCCGCUUAUUAAGCUCCCCCUUUCUCACUCCUCUGCAAUUCCAUUUCCACACUCUCAUCUGCUACUACUACCUUUUCCGAUUCUCAUCAGCUCGAAUUUAUGGAGGACGAUUUCGAUAUGCCGCCGCCGGAAGGAAUGGAGGAAGACAUGGAUCUGCCGGAUGCUAGCUCCUACAUGAAGGUCGGAGAGGAGAAGGAGAUCGACCCGCAGGGUUUGAAGAAGAAGCUCGUCAAGGAAGGCGAAGGCUGGGAUACGCCUGACAGCGGCGACGAAGUUCAAGUACAUUAUACUGGAACGUUGCUGGACGGCACGAAGUUUGAUUCUAGUCGCGAUAGGGGAGAGCCUUUCACCUUCACUCUCGGCCAAGGGCAAGUGAUUAAGGGAUGGGACCUUGGUAUUAAGACGAUGAAGAAGGGUGAGAAUGCCAUCUUCACAAUACCUGCAGAGUUGGCGUAUGGUGAAUCUGGCUCUCCUCCGACCAUCCCGCCAAAUGCUACUUUGCAGUUUGACGUUGAACUACUAUCCUGGGUCAGUGUCAAGGACAUUUGCAAGGAUGGUGGCAUAUUCAAGAAGAUUCUCAAAGAGGGAGAAAAAUGGGAGAACCCUAAGGAUCCUGAUGAUGUGCUUGUCAAUUAUGUGGCGAAGUUGGAGGAUGGAACUGUUAUAACUAAAGCAGAUGGUGUUGAAUUCACUGUUGAAGAAGGCCAUUUCUGUCCUGCUCUUGCCAAGGCUGUGAAGACGAUGAAGAAAGGCGAAAAAGUUCUUCUUACUGUCAAGCCACAAUAUGGGUUUGGUGAGAAAGGAAAGCCGGCCUCUGGUGAUGAGGGAGCCGUUCCACCCAACGCCACCUUGAAUAUUGAACUGGAACUGGUUUCCUGGAAGACAGUAUCCAAUGUCACAGAUGACAAGAAAGUGAUAAAGAAGAUACUGAAAGAAGGGGAAGGAUACGAGCGUCCAAAUGAGGGAGCAAUAGUUAGAUUGAAAUUGGUGGGAAAGCUUCAGGAUGGAACUGUUUUUCUUAAUAAGGGUCAUGGUGAUAAUGAAGAUGACCUUUUCGAAUUCAAAACAGAUGAAGAGCAAGUUAUUGAGGGGUUGGACAGGGCUGUGACAACAAUGAAGAAGGGAGAGGUGGCGCUGUUGACUAUUGCACCUGAGUAUGGGUUCGGUUCAACAGAGUCGAAGCAAGAAUUGGCCACGGUCCCUCCGAACUCAACUUUAUGCUACGAAAUUGAGCUUGUAUCCUUUGACAAGGAGAAGGAAUCUUGGGAUAUGAACACUGCAGAAAAAAUUGAAGCUGCUGGUAAAAAGAAGGAAGAAGGAAACACAUUGUUCAAGGCUGGGAAAUAUGCCAGAGCCUCUAAGAGAUACGAGAAGGCUGCCAAGUUUAUUGAAUACGACACUUCUUUCACCGAAGAGGAGAAGAAGCAGUCCAAAGCCCUGAAAAUUUCAUGCAAGUUGAACAAUGCAGCUUGUAAGCUGAAAUCGAAAGAGUAUAAGGAAGCAGAGAAGCUCUGCACCAAGGUAUUGGAACUCGAGAGCUCGAAUGUGAAAGCAUUAUACAGAAGAGCCCAAGCUUACAUGAACUUGGCCGACUUGGAUCUGGCUGAGAUCGAUAUCAAAAAGGCUCUUGAAAUAGACCCAGCCAACAGGGACGUGAAGCUCGAAUACAAAGUUCUCAAGGAGAAAAUAAAGGAAUACAACAAGAAAGAUGCCAAAUUCUACGGCAACAUGUUCUCAAAGCUGACCAAGCUGCAGCCAUUCGACACCAAUAAUACGGCCACGAAGGAGGCUAACGAGCCCAUGAGCAUCGACAGCAAGGCUUAAGCUUUUUAUCGCCAAUUUUAUUGACCCUUUACCCUUUGGAGAGACGUCUCUUCUCUUUUUACCCGUAAUUUUUUUUCUUUGUAAAAGGAGUGGUAUUGUGUUUUCUCAACUUUUCACAGAUUUGUUACUUGUUUUCGUCUGAAUUUCAGGCUUUGUCUUUUCUCGA